Ictidomys tridecemlineatus (thirteen-lined ground squirrel) is the source of this 1455-nucleotide messenger RNA. Lineage: Eukaryota; Metazoa; Chordata; Mammalia; Rodentia; Sciuridae. The record is from RefSeq and is a predicted model, not a curated record.
GGGGGCGGGGGCGGGGUCCGGGACUCAGGCCCGCAGAACCCAAGGGUGAGCGUCGUGGAGCGCACGCUCAGAGCACACAGCUCAUAGGAGGAAGGAUGUGAUAGUCCAAAACCCCGGGAGCUGACGGUCAGAGAGAGGGAAAGGUGGUUACGGAGACCAUGCAGAGCAACGGGAGGUGGAGGAUCCCGGAGGUGACAGCAAGGAGAGUACGCAACGGCUAGGGGAUUCUGAAGUGGGCCCAGGUGACUUCUGUGAGGACGCAGGGCAAGCGGGCAAAAGGAAGGGAAGGCAGCCCCAGGGUGCUGCAGACCAGCCCCGCUAGUGCGGGAGAUAACAUGUCCGGCGAGCGGCCCCCCCGCACCGACAUACCCCGCAACCUGAGCUUUAUAGCUGCGCUGACCGAGCGCGCCUACUACCGCAGCCAGCGGCCCAGCCUCGAGGAGGAGCCGGAGGAGGAGCCAGCCGAGGGCGGGACGCGUCUGGGGGCCCGAUCCCGCGCUCACGCUCCGAGUCGGGGUCGCCGGGCCCGUUCCGCACCCGCCGGAGGCGGCGGGGCCCGGGCACCCCGCAGCCGAAGCCCGGACACCCGCAAGAGAGUGCGUUUCGCUGACGCGCUGGGGCUGGAGCUGGCCGCGGUGCGCCGCUUCCGCCCCGGAGAGCUGCCCCGGGUACCCCGCCACGUGCAGAUCCAGCUGCAAAGAGACGCCCUCCGCCACUUCGCGCCUUGUCAGCCGCGCUCCCGAAGCCUCCAGCCCCCACAGGAGGCGCGCGCAGCCCUAGAGCCGGCCAGCGAGCCCGGCUUCGCCGCCCGCUUACAGGCGCAGCGCAUCUGCUUGGAACGCGCCGAGGCGGGACCACUGGGCGUGGCUGGGAGCGCGCGCGUGCUGGACCUGGCCUACGAGAAGCGCGUUAGCGUGCGCUGGAGCGCCGACGGCUGGAGAAGCCAGCGCGAAGCGCCCGCCGCCUACGCCGGCCCGGCCCCGCCCCCUCCGCGAGCCGAUCGUUUCGCCUUCCGUCUUCCAGCGCCGCCCAUUGGGGGCGCCCUGCUCUUCGCCCUACGCUACCGUGUGACGGGUCGCGAGUUCUGGGACAACAACGGCGGCCGUGACUAUGCUCUGCGUGGGCCCGAGCAUCCGGGCAGUGGCGGAGUCCCGGAGCCCCAGGGCUGGAUCCACUUUAUUUAAGACAAGACGUCCGCAGCCCAUGGCAGAAAAAAACUAAGUUGAUCUCUGCUAUUCCUUCUUCCUCCAGAAGGGGUAGAGAGUCUACUUCCUUUUCUCCAAGACCAUGGUUGAUCCACCUUCCUCCCUCAGGCUCCUUCUUGACAGUCUUCUAAAGGGAGAAAAGGGGAAAGAAGCAGUUCCUGUUGUUACAGAUGAACAAGGAGCCUUAAGGUAACCAGCUUCCCACAUCCUUUUUCAUUACUAAUUUCUCAAAAACUUCUGUUUCCCCUUA